AUGUUCCUCAUUAACAUGAGAAACACUGCUGAAAGUUACCUCAACACCAACAUCAAGAAUGUUGUGGUUAUUGUUCCUGCCUACCUUUUUGACUCACGACACCAGACUUCAAAUAAUGCUAGUGUCAUUGGUAAACUUCAUGUCCUGAGACUUAGCAGUGCAUCAACGAUUACAGUUAUUGCUUAUAGUCUCGCCAAGAAGGCCAACAUCUUCGGUAAGAAGAAUGUCCUUAUUUUCGAUCCUGGGGGUGGUCCAAUUGAUGACUACAUGGUGGAUCUCUAUAGGAGUUUUAUUGAUGCGGCAAAAGCAACUUCAGAUGUUUUUUUUGAAGCAUACAGGCCUGCAGCUAUAUACUUCCCUAACUCACUUGCAUUGAUUUCUAGAACUGAGCAACUACUCAAGACUCUUGAAAAUCAUGAUUCUCUAUCAUAUAUGCAGAAUAUGGACAACCCUUAUAGCAUAUUGAUACAAAUCACUCACCUUUUAACCAAUGGAUGGAUGUGUCUUCCUCACGACGAAUUUCGAUGA
Molecule: messenger RNA, 528 nt
Organism: Dioscorea cayenensis subsp. rotundata (Guinea yam)
Lineage: Eukaryota; Viridiplantae; Streptophyta; Magnoliopsida; Dioscoreales; Dioscoreaceae
Product: heat shock 70 kDa protein 3-like
Exons: 1
Coding region: 1-528 (175 amino acids)
Biological process (GO): cellular response to unfolded protein; protein refolding
Cellular component (GO): cytoplasm
Molecular function (GO): ATP binding; misfolded protein binding; ATP hydrolysis activity
Source: RefSeq, a predicted model, not a curated record